Molecule: messenger RNA, 1619 nt
Organism: Cannabis sativa
Lineage: Eukaryota; Viridiplantae; Streptophyta; Magnoliopsida; Rosales; Cannabaceae
Product: zinc finger CCCH domain-containing protein 15
Exons: 2
Coding region: 341-1240 (299 amino acids)
Molecular function (GO): metal ion binding; mRNA binding
Source: RefSeq, a predicted model, not a curated record
AAAAUACCCUUCCUCAAUUAAUGUAAAAGAUAGAUAAGAGUAAGGGUAAAAUAGGAAAUUAGAAAAAAAUAAUGGGUUCCGGUCUCUCUUAAUAACGGUUCGAAAUUCGUUGUUCCUACACAAUUGACACUCCUUCCAAGCCUAACUGACUCUCUCUCUCUUUCCCUCCAAAAAUAAAUAAAAAAUAAAAAAUAAAAAAUAAAACAAAUAAAUAAAAAGAAAUCUAUAAAAACCCAUUUUCUCUCUUAACCAUUUUCUCUCAGAAAAACUUUCUCUCUGAUUUUCCCAGGAAAAUUCUUCGACCGAUUCUCUCAGCUUUAUUGAUUUGUUUGAAUUGAAGAUGCAAAGCCAAUACUCGAUCAACAAUGGCGUCGUUUCAUCAAACUCAUCAUUCUUCCUCGGUGGAGACGAUGAGUUCGACUCAGAUUCAUCAAACUCAUCAACCACCGCCACCGCCGCCGCUAUUGACGAUCAUCAUCGUCGUCGUAGACUCUAUUACUACAACUCUCUUCUUGUUCAAGAACGUCAAGAAAUGGUGAACCGACGUAGUCUCUGUCUUAAUCGGCUCCGAGAAGUUUCAGUCGAGGUUGCUUCUCUUCGUAACGAGAAUAGCUAUCUCAGAUCGAUUAAUGUGGAGUUGAGAAAGCAGUUUCGUCUUCUGUUACAAUCGGCUUUACAGAAUCGUCUUGGUUUUGGUAAUGGUGUUUGGAACAGAGAUGAGGAAGAAGGAGACGAUAGGGAUAUAUACUCGCGAUUGCCUAAGAGUAUUUCAGUGAAAUCUGAAGAUUACUUGAAAGUUUCAGCUCCGGCUGUUAUCAAAAAUGGCGGAAGGAGUAGUCGAGAUUCUUCUUCAAGGUCCAGAAACUGUUCUACUGCGACUCUGCAGAAUUUAGUUAAGCAAAAGGUGUACGUUGGAGGAGGGAACAAGAAGAAGGAGAAUCAUAAUCAUAAUCAUGGUGAUGUUAAUGGGAAUGAAAACCCAAUUGAGGUUGAUGUAUACAAACAAGGAGCUUUGAAGACUGAGAUCUGUAACAAAUGGCAGGAAACUGGUGAGUGUCCAUAUGGAGAUAACUGCCAGUUCGCUCAUGGAGUCGACGAACUUCGCCCUGUGAUGCGCCACCCUCGUUACAAAACCCAAGUUUGCAGGAUGGUCUUAAACGGUGCCGUUUGUCCUUAUGGUCAUCGAUGUCAUUUUCUUCAUGCACUCCCUCCUCGUCACCACAGCAACAAGGUAAAAUAAUCCCCACAUAUUUUACCAUAUCUAUCUAUAUAUAUAAAAUAAGGAUUUUGGGUCGACUUGAUUGAUGAUGAUGAUGAUGAUGGAGAUUACUUUUCGAAUAGGACAAGAUAUUUAGAGUUGGGAACAUGUUUAUAAUGAAGUAAAUAUAUAUUGGUGGGCAUAUGAUGAUGAUGAUGAUGAUGAUAUAAUUAUUAUUGUUAUGUUGGAUUAAGAUUUGAUCAAGGGGGAGAAAUUAUUUUGUAAUAGUGGAUCGAUGUGGCUUUGUGGCCUUAAUUAAGAAAGUUGAGGAUUAAGAUUUAUAAUAUGAGAAAAAUGUGAUGUUAUGCUCUGUAAAAUGUGUUAUUAUGUUAAAUUGAAUUCGUUGUGUUACUUUGAGAAA